This is a messenger RNA of Rosa rugosa (rugosa rose), 1029 nucleotides long. Its product is annotated as ATP synthase subunit O, mitochondrial-like. Lineage: Eukaryota; Viridiplantae; Streptophyta; Magnoliopsida; Rosales; Rosaceae. Bases 108 to 884 code for a protein of 258 amino acids. Gene Ontology annotation, molecular function: proton-transporting ATP synthase activity, rotational mechanism. The record is from RefSeq and is a predicted model, not a curated record. The transcript has 3 exons. Gene Ontology annotation, biological process: proton motive force-driven mitochondrial ATP synthesis.
UCCUCGGCUUUUCAAAAAUUUGGCCCAAGGAAAACAACAUUUUUCAUAUAUCACGCGAGUUAACGCUGAGAAAAAGAAAAUUAGGGUUUUGUUGAGAGAUCUACGAAAUGGCCUUCGCUAAUCGACUCCGAUCUAGCCUCCCUCUCCAAGUCCUCGUUAGCAAGAUUCUCAGAUCGGAACCACUCUCCGCCGCAGCCACCCAGCGGGCUGUAGUUUGCCCUAGUCUGACAAAAAGUAAUAACAACUCCGAUGAGUUGUCGAGGAACUUUAAUUCUAUUGCCUCUAAGAAGGAAGAGAAGGUCAAGUUGCCUUUGGUUUUGUUUGGGGGGUAUGGAAAAUAUGCCUCUGCGUUGUACAUUGCUGCAGCGAAAACUGAUUCCUUGGACAAAGUCGAGUCUGAGAUUCUCGAUUUUGUUCAGUCUAUCAAGAAAACUCCUGAGCUUUCUCAGUUUACCAAGGAUCCGACGGUGCCUGCUCGUUCUAGAGUGAAGGCGACGGCGGAGAUUUCUGAAAAGGUUGAACAUUCAGAUAUUACAAAGAACUUCUUGGCUGUGUUGGCUGAACAUGGAGGGCUAAAUCACGUUGAAGCCAUUGCAAAGAAAUUUGUGGAGUUGACUAUGGCGCAUAAGGGAAUAGUGGAAGUUAAUGUGACUUCUGUGAUUCCCCUCCCUGCUGAAGAGGAGAAAGAAUUGAAGGAGACAAUGCAGGAGAUACUUGGACAAGGGAAGACAGUGAAGCUUGAACAGAAGAUAGAUCCGGGGAUUCUGGGAGGGCUUGUGGUAGAGUUUCAACAGAAGAUGGUGGACAUGUCCAUCAAGACUAGGGCACGUCAGAUGGAGAGGUACUUGCAGGAUCCCAAACACUGGGGUGACCUCCUCCUCUAAAUGGUCCGUAUCAGUACGUUGUUGUCGCACAGCUUAUGAAGGUAAGGAAUAUUGUUAGUUUUGAUGCGUGCUUUGAACCCUGUUAAAAAUAAUCGGUUUUCCCAUUUGUUUUCAAAUAAAGCUUAUUUUACCAUGUUGAAGUUUA